Messenger RNA from Morus notabilis, 1575 nucleotides. RefSeq lists its product as uncharacterized. NCBI's taxonomy places the organism in Eukaryota, Viridiplantae, Streptophyta, Magnoliopsida, Rosales, Moraceae. The transcript is spliced from 3 exons. The record is from RefSeq and is a predicted model, not a curated record. Bases 252 to 866 code for a protein of 204 amino acids.
GCUAAGAAACUAUUAUUUAUAUAUAUUUUUAAUAUUUUCUGUUUAAAUAUUUUUGUUUUAUUAUUGCAUGCUAGAAUCAUCUGCAUACUUAGUGUGGACUUUAGAUAUACACCGAGUAGAAUAAGCUGUCCUCGAGUAGUAGGAAUUUUUACAUUUGAUAUUCGAUUUUUACAUGAGGAAAGGAUACGAUCAUUGUAUGCAAGCCAUGAGGAGAUGAUACGAUCAUUGCAUACAAACAUGAGGAGUCAAUAAUGGUCAGCGUUCGGUUAGCUGUUGCCGGUGAAAAUGAGGCGAUUAUGGCGAAGAUCGAUCUAGUUAUGACUAGAAUGGAUACUUUAUUUAACAUCCUUGAUUUCCGUGCUAACAAUGCUGGUAGUGGUGGUGCCUAUUGUGAACAACCACCCUUACAAGGCGAACAGAUCGGAGAUAAUAGUGGUGACGUCGCCAACCAACAACCCACGCUAGGAGAAGACUGUUCUUAUGUGACUCCACCUACACCUAUUCAUAAAGGAGUGAGCUAUGUGAAAAAUGGUGACGAGUUUGAGAAUCAUGGUCGACAAUUGAGGCGGAAAAAACGGUCUCAAGCCUUGCUUUCACCUUAUUUAGAGUGGCCAAAGAGGGCUCGAUUCACGAGGUCAAAACGACAUACUUUUGAACCCUUUAGGCAGCCUUACGAAAAGGACAAACAAGCCUUUUGGAAAUGGUUCAAUAGUGAUACCAAAAACAGGUCCACCAUCCGAUGCGGCCUCGCUAUGCAAAAUCGACAUUUUUUUGAGAUUAUGUUGCACAAUAGUGCUUUCUUAAAUAGCGAGACCUUGUGUGCAUUAUACGAGGAUACUGUGAAAGACUUUAACGUUACUGACUAGGAGAAAGACUUUAACAUUACUGACGAGAUGAAAGACUAUUACAAAGGGGUUAGGCCAAGUAAGGGAAGAGAUUGGGCGGGAGUUAGUCGUUUCUAUGUGCCAUGUGACUGUUUCAACCGCCAUUGGAUAUUACUUGUUGAUGUUUUAACUUGGAUCAUAACAGUUUAUGACUCGGUUCCUACUUGUCUUUCACUCACGGAUUUGAACGCUGUUGUGAAACCAUAUCUUGAGUACUUGCCCUUUUUGCUUAAGAAGUCAGAGAAAUUUGCAAGCUACGAGGAGAAAUUCAAGCGUUCGAUGAUAUUAGUGCAACUAGCAGAAAAUACUGUCCCUAUCAAGCGUUCGGUGGUCUAUUGCAGCAAUAGCGUCAAUAUUGUCAAUAUUGACUUGUCUUCAAAUUCAACUACAAAUGAGAUGAACCUGUAAAGCAACAAGAUGCGAGGAGAAUAAGCAGAUUAUGCAAACGACAAACGGGACAGAAGGACAAGUCUAAUUAAAUUAUCUGUGACAAACGGCAUCGUUUUAGGGAUCACAUUGCGAAUAAAAUGUGAGUAGAAUACUAGGAAAGCUAUGGGAGACAAGUUUGAAAGUAUUUAACAGCGAUGGGAUUCUACCUCUGUUACUCCAUAAUUCAUGUAUUCAUUUCCGUUUAGUUUGUUGAUUUGAGUUUUUAAUUUGAGUUGAAAUGUGAUUUUAUGUGAGUUUUUUA